This is a messenger RNA of Drosophila biarmipes, 618 nucleotides long. RefSeq lists its product as uncharacterized. Lineage: Eukaryota; Metazoa; Arthropoda; Insecta; Diptera; Drosophilidae. Bases 1 to 618 code for a protein of 205 amino acids. The record is from RefSeq and is a predicted model, not a curated record. The transcript is spliced from 3 exons.
AUGAAACGAGGUUUAUUUAAUAUUUGGCAGGUUCUGAUCAUUGUGGGACAUAUCCCCAAUUCCAUGGAAUUUAAAUACGAAUUUAUAAUGGAAGAUGAGCGUAUAUUCAGUGAUUGCAACGACAAGCCACCGGGAGUACUCGAUAUCACUGAUUUAUUUGACUUCACCAAUACCACUUUCCGGAUGACUGAAAGUGGGGUGACGCUUUCGGGAUGCAAGACUGUUAUUUGGGGUAUCGAGCCAUCUGAUCGAGUUGAGAUUGCUUUAAGCGGGCUUUACUUCGAUCGCGGCACCUGGCAACCAACCACUCUUAAUGUGCUGAUCAGAGACUUUUGCACGGUAAUGUUCGACCCGAAGCAGGCGUGGUACGACUCUUACAGUAAGCACAUUAAAAAUGCAGCAGAAGUCAACCACACUUGUUUCAGAGUAAAAGGAUCUCAAAUAAUAUUCGAAACAUAUACAAUACAACCGGUAUUCGCCAGUGGAAUGACUAUAAAAAGUGGUCGCUAUGCCAUGCGAUUUAUGCACUCAGCAUAUGAUGAAAAUGAGGUAGUGCGCCAAAACAAAAUUUGUUACGAGAUCAAGGGCGAGAUACAAAAAUCAAGUCAAUCUAAAUAA